Messenger RNA from Esox lucius (northern pike), 2881 nucleotides. It is a transcript of the gene gfm2, whose product is annotated as GTP dependent ribosome recycling factor mitochondrial 2. Gene Ontology annotation, cellular component: mitochondrion. Gene Ontology annotation, biological process: ribosome disassembly; mitochondrial translation. The transcript has 20 exons. Lineage: Eukaryota; Metazoa; Chordata; Actinopteri; Esociformes; Esocidae. The coding region runs from base 296 to 2614 and encodes 772 amino acids. Gene Ontology annotation, molecular function: GTPase activity; GTP binding; translation elongation factor activity. The record is from RefSeq and is a predicted model, not a curated record.
CGUAGGGUGCAUUUAGAAGAUGCGCCUGAUGAGGAACGCUUGAAUUGAUAUGGAUGGAUUUUUGAUAUUUGCAUUAUUUUAGAUAAAACAUAUAAUAUACUGGUUUCGAUUAUUAUUAGCAAAGGAAAUUAAGGCUCUGCAUACAAAAAUGUGUUUACUUACUGAACAGAAAUUUCGAGGUCAAAACUGUUUAUGGUUCAUGAAUGACAUUCACACAAAAGCGUCGACAUUGCUGAGUCAAGACUGUACAAUAUCUAUCAUUGUAUCACGUUUUUAAGACCAAAACAGGUUUAAGAUGCGAUUAAGGGCAGUCCUUGGAACGAGCUUUGGGUCGUUCAAUGUCCUAGUUGGGGGUAGAGGUGUGCUGAAGAAUGGAACACAGACAUGCAGGGGGAAAUUACAAGGAAGAAGAUGGUACAGCUUUUUACCAGAUGAUGUCAAGUCACCACGAUCUGUGGUCAAUCCAGAUAUAUCUAAAAUCCGGAACAUUGGCAUCAUGGCACACAUUGAUGCAGGGAAGACCACCACCACUGAGAGAAUGCUGUAUUAUUCUGGCUACACCCGGGCCUUGGGAGAUGUGGAUGAUGGGGACACAGUGACGGACUUUAUGGUUCAGGAGAGGGAACGGGGAAUCACCAUCCAGUCUGCAGCAGUGACCUUUGACUGGAAACAGCACAGGAUCAACCUCAUAGAUACCCCAGGGCACGUUGACUUUACUCUGGAGGUGGAGCGAGCCCUGCGAGUGUUGGAUGGGGCUGUGGCUGUGUUUGAUGCCUCUGCUGGUGUUGAGGCUCAGACGCUGACUGUGUGGCGGCAGGCACAGAAACAUAAUGUGCCCUGUAUCUGUUUCCUGAACAAGAUGGACAAGCCUGGAGCCAGUUUACAUUUUUCCAUUGAGAGCAUCAAGAAGAAACUGAAAGUGGAACCUGUGCUCAUCCAGAUUCCAAUUGGCAGUGGGAAAAGCUUCACAGGAUUGGUCGACUUGAUUACUAAACAGCAACUGACGUGGCGGGUAAAAUCCAGAGCAGAGGAUGGCCGGGUGUUUGAGACCGAACCCCUUAGCCAGUCAGAUGACCCUAAACUUCUACAGGAGGCCAUGGAGGCCAGGGCAGCACUGAUAGAAAAGGUUGCCGAUCUUGAUGAUGAGUUCGCAGAGCUGUUACUAGCAGAUUACGGGGAAGAUUUUGACGCAGUUCCCCCUGCCAAACUCCAGGAGGCAGUACGGAGGGUGACUCUAGCCCGUAAAGGAGUCCCCGUGCUCUGUGGGAGCUCUCUAAGAAACAAGGGUGUUCAGCCUCUCCUGGACGCCAUCACAGCCUAUCUCCCUGCCCCCAACGAGAGGCACCACGACCUAGUGCGUUGGUACCAGGAUGACCUGUGUGCCCUGGCCUUCAAGGUGCUGCAUGACAAGCAGCGAGGUCCUCUAGUGUUUGUGAGGAUCUACUCCGGGACCAUAAAGCCCCAGUCGGCUAUCUUUAACAUCAGCAGGAACAACAGAGAGCGGGUGAGUCGGCUGCUGCUGCCAUUUGCUGACCAGCAUGUGGAGAUCCCUUGUCUGACCGCUGGCAACAUCGCUCUGUGUGUGGGUCUGAAGCAGACGGCGACGGGGGACACCAUCGUGUCUUCCAAGGCCUCUGCAGCGGCUGCUUCCCGGCGGGCCCACGAGGAGGGCGACAGGAAGGCUAGUGGAGAGCAGGUCAGCCUGGUCCUGGCUGGGGUGGAGGUCCCUGAGCCUGUCUUCUUCUGCUCUAUAGAACCACCCACCAUGGCUAAGCAAGCAGACCUGGAGAACGCACUGACCUGCCUUCAGAGAGAAGACCCUAGUCUGAAGGUCAGGAUUGAUCCCGAUUCUGGACAGACCGUUCUGUGCGGUAUGGGCGAGCUACACAUUGAGAUCCUCCAUGACCGCAUCCGGAGAGAGUACGGCAUUGAGACUCACCUGGGACCUCUACAGGUGGCGUACAGGGAGACCAUUCUCCAAUCAGCGGCCACCACAGAGACACUUGACCGAACGGUUGGGGAGAGGAGGCAUGUUGUGACGGUGACUGUGGCCGUUUACCCCAUCAUGGACCUCUCCUCCCCGCCCGCUUCCUGUGAGGUCACCUACAAGGACGAUUUGAGGGAGCAGUUGUCCCAGGAAAUUAGGGAGGCCGUGGAAAAUGGAGUAAAUAGCUCCUAUCUCCAAGGUCCGUUACUCGGCCACCCAGUCCAGGGUGUGUCCACCGUCGUCCAGAGUGUCAGCAUGGAGCCAGGGACAUCGCCAGCCAUGGUGUCUGCCUGUGUGUCCCGCUGCAUGUUAAAGGCUCUAAGGCAGGCAGGCGGGCAGGUGCUGGAGCCUGUGAUGUCACUGGAGGUGACAGUAGAGGAGGGUCACCUGAGUGCUGUGUUGGGGGACCUGGCUCAGAGACGAGGGGCCAUCCAGGAUAUCCAGAACCGCCUUGACAACAAGGUGCUGCUGGCCACCGUGCCAUUGGCUGAGAUGAUGGGCUACUCCACUGUGUUAAGAACUCUGACUUCUGGAAAUGCUACAUUCUUCCUUCAGCUGGACAGCUAUGAGGCCAUGAACCCCCAGCAUCAGAACGCCCUGGUGAACAAGAUGGCUGGCCUUGCCUGAUGACAACACUUCCUAUUUAUGAUUUGCAGGACUUGUUGCACUUUCAAACCAUUGGGAUUUGACAAAUCUGUGUCUAGUAGUCACAAGAUGCUAGGAUGGGCCUUUUGUACUAAAUUGAGCAAGUCAUUUUAGUGGAAUAUCAACAUCCCAUCUGUAUGAAUGUAAAUGUUAGCCAGGAAAUACUCAGAUGGGUGUUUGCUAUGCAAACAAAAAUCAAGAACAUGGUACUUUGUGGGCAUACAUAAAGUACAUCUGCUAAACAUGUUA